AUGUCGCCGGGUCCAUCAAGGGGUCUGAUAUCCCGUUUAACCCUUCUCUUUCCUGUCGUUUUCAACAGAGGGGGCGACACCCAGGCGGUUCGUCAUGCGUUUCGGUUUCUUAGCGCCUCGUCGUUGGCGCGUCGGAGGCCCCCUCUGGCGGUUCUUUCGUGGGCGGUCGAUGGCUCCGGUCGGACGUAUCACCGCUGCCGUCGUCGUUUGAACGUUUCGCAACGCCUUUUAGGGAUUGUGGAGGUGAUUCGCGCGUCCGCCGCGGACGUUGUGGCGUUGCAGGACUCCACCCCCGCGUUGGCGGCCGCGCUUUGCGCCUUUAAUGAGGAUUCGCUUUCUCUUUCUUCCGCUUUUUCGAGGGAGACAGACGCGCCGACGUCGGUUUCGGGGAUUCGGCCUGCGGAGACGUUUCUGCGCUGGCGACUGCCGCUGCAACAGGAGCUCAACAGGGAUAUUGCUCUAACCAUUGCAGAGAAGAAAGGCGAGAAAGCAAAAAAAGAGGCAGAGAAAGGAGAAGAGGAGGAUGGGGUGAAGGAGGAGGAAAGAGGGGAUUCGCGUGGCGGUCGUGUUCUCACACCUGAGGGGGCUUCUGCUUCUUCUUCUUCUCCAGUGCGUUACGUUCUCAUCGGCACCGUACGCAACGGGGGGAGGGGAGAGCUGCAGAUCUUCGCGCGGCAGCCCUCACCGUGGAGGGUUCGUCUGCGGCCGGAGGCCCCCGGCCUCACUGUGGAGCUUUCCGCCGCCUCGACCGUUUACGUUCUCACAAAUGUCGAUUUAUCCUACCGUGGGAAGAGCCUUGGGGUGGGGGGUCGCCCGCUCACGAGCGCGGCGGUGAGUGCGGAGGGGAGCGCGUUCACCCUCACCCACGUUGCUGAGAAAGGGGAGGGAGGAAAAGGAGAACGAGAAGAAAAAGGAAAAGGAGGAAGAGAAGGAGUGCGUGUGGGUAGGCAGCUCGAUGCGCAUCGGGAGAUCGCCCUCGACUUCAUCGCUCGUAUCGCGCGGCCGGAUAUCCUCGUUGGAAACGUCUUUAUGGGCAAAUCGGAGGGCCUUCCAGGCUACGACGACGCCUGGGAGGUCGCUGGGGCGCCGCAGACAGAGGAGCACACGACGAACACCUGCUUCACCCACUGGCGGGAUCGCCAGACGAAUUACCACUACUUCGUUCCCACGGCCGGGGUGGGGGUGGCGGAGUCGGCGACGCCUUCCACCACCACGCGGGGGAUACCGGAUAAUAAAGAUACGGAUAAUUCUGAUAAUGAUAUGGAUACCCAUGAAGAGAAUAAAGAGGAUAGUGGGGAGGAUUCGAUAGUGGCGGUGGCGGCGGAUGCCGGGGUGGGGGUGCCCAUCCCUCUUGCCUCUCGACGCGCAGCAGACGGCUCCUGGCGGCUUCCCCCUCCCCUCCCCACUUCUCCUUCUCCCCCUUCUCAGACGUCAUGGGCGGGAGAGACGGAUCGUUGGGUGGAGUUGCAGCGUGAGGUGGAGUUACGGCGAGGUCGAGGGCCUUCUUCGACCACGCUCGGGGUGCCGGAGGUGGUGGGGCGGUUUCAGCGUUGUUUUCUUCGCUCCCAAGGGGGGUUUUCACGCCGCCGCUGCCGGGUGGUGGUGUUGCGGCCGCAGGUGGAGGUGGAGGUGGGGCCGGUUGAGGCGGCGUGGCAGGCAGCCAGGCAUCCUUCAAAACGGAAUCGCCCUCCACAGGGGAGCCCCGCCUCUGCGGUGAAAACCGUGGAAGAAGGGGGGGAAAACCCCUUGACGGACGUUUCCCCACGCAAGGUGUUGUGUUCGCUCUCGGACCAGUACCCUCUGCUGACUUUAUUGCACUAA
Molecule: messenger RNA, 1821 nt
Organism: Phytomonas sp. EM1
Lineage: Eukaryota; Euglenozoa; Kinetoplastea; Trypanosomatida; Trypanosomatidae
Source: the annotation of a GenBank genome assembly